CACAGGCUCCUGGCUCGCAACACGUGCGUCUCACGACUCACGAUGCAUCAGACGCCAAGAGCGAGCCCCGUGCAGAUGACAGGAGCGGGACGCGGGGGAAAGGGUGGGGCCUGCGGGGUGACAGUGCUCCCGUAAGAUACACCAGGCAACCGUUCUUGAAUCUUGUCCGCCUCGAAUCUUACACGACUUGUUUAUCUAUUCUUCUCUUCCUUGCACAGAUACAGAUAACCCCUCUUAUACCAGCUUGUACUGUACCUUGUGAGCAUCUAAUUCACAACACAGACCCCCUCCCACCACAAUGGACCCGGAACCGCUCGACCUCCUGACCCUCGCCCAAACGGACGUCUCCCAGCCGCUCUCCCUGGACCUCCUGCUGCAGGCCCUUUCCCAGCCGCCGUUCGUCUCCCUGCCGGGGAGCUUCAACACGCGCGACCUGGGCCGGGUGCCCGGGUCGCCCGUCCGGCCGGGCCUGGUCUACCGCUCGGGCGGGUUCCUCGGCGGCAGCAGCAGCGCAACAACCGCCGUGCUGCGCGACCAGCUGGGCAUCCGGACCAUCUUUGACCUGCGCUCCGUGGGCGAGCACGCGCGCCAGCCCGACCCGGCCUUUGACGGGAUCCGGACCGUCUGGGUCGAGCCCGGCGAGGAGGAUGCGGUGGUGGAGCUGGACGAGUUCGUUGAGGGUGGAGGCGAGAAGGGGUACGCUGCUAUGUACAUGGACGUGCUGCGCGCGUAUCCAGGGGCGAUCAAGGCUGUGUUGGAGCACGUGAGGGAUCUGGAUGGGCUGGAUGAGGGGCGGGGCGGCGGGUUUAUGUUCCACUGUACCGCUGGUCGCGACCGUACUGGCGUCAUGGCUGGGCUGUUGCUCAGCCUGGCGGGUGCCAGUCCCGACACUGUGGCGCUCGAUUACAUACUGUCGAGGAUCGGGACGGAGCCGGCGAGGGAGCAGCUCCUAGCCUUUGUGAUGCAGGGGGCUGGCGUGGAAAGUAUGGACGUGCCUGGGUUUCACAACGUGUGCAGUCUGAGGAUCAGCUGCUGGGAAGCCUUUGUCAAGGCCAUGGAGAAAGAGUAUGGUGGGUUUGAGGGCUAUGUUAAGGGCACGCUGGGGUUCUCGGACGCCGAUCUCAUCAAGAUAAAGCGGAACCUGGUGCUGGAAAAUUGACGGG
Canariomyces notabilis is the source of this 1163-nucleotide messenger RNA. RefSeq lists its product as uncharacterized. Gene Ontology annotation, molecular function: phosphoprotein phosphatase activity. The record is from RefSeq and is a predicted model, not a curated record. NCBI's taxonomy places the organism in Eukaryota, Fungi, Ascomycota, Sordariomycetes, Sordariales, Chaetomiaceae. Gene Ontology annotation, biological process: dephosphorylation. The transcript is spliced from 2 exons. The coding region runs from base 299 to 1159 and encodes 286 amino acids.